Dracunculus medinensis (Guinea worm) is the source of this 1116-nucleotide messenger RNA. The record is from the annotation of a GenBank genome assembly. Lineage: Eukaryota; Metazoa; Nematoda; Chromadorea; Rhabditida; Dracunculidae.
AUGUCUGAAGCACAAUCAUCGAAACGCCACAUCAAAGCACUGACUUUUUUCAAAAAAGUUCGACCUUGUCAUGUGGUUUUUGGCAUUUAUGGACAAUUCUUUCGUACAACUGCAAUCGUGAACUACCAACCCGAAUGGAACGAAAUCCAAUCAUUUGUAGUUCCAAGCGAUCUUGUCUCAUUUUAUAUAUCGAUUCGAGAUGACACAAGUCGAAUUGCUGAGAUCCAAUUACCAGUUUCCGAACUUGAAUUCGAUUCUGAACGCAGCUCAAAAGUAUUUCUAAGUCAUAGAAAAAAUAAAGAAUGUCAACCAUUUGUUUUAUAUAGAUGCGCAAUAACAGAAUGGCGUAAAUUUUGCCAUUUUAGAUCCAUCGAUUGGUUAAAUGAACGAAUUCCACUGAUUGUUGAAAAUUUCAAAAAUACCCAAAUCGUCGAAUGGAAAUGGUUUUCGAGCAUAAAUCGUUAUACGGUUGAUUUCAGUUCGAAGCAUAAUAAUAAUAAUAAUUCUUCAAAAGAAAUCAUUUUGCCUACGAGAAAUCCUUGUCAUACAGAUCCAAUAGAUUUUUCAAAUGUUGGCAGCUGUUGCGUCGUGAAUUCAGUGGUUCCGAAUCAUGGAAGUGUUUUGGGUGGAACUCGAGUCAUGAUUGCCGGAUCUGGAUUUGGUAUGGAUGCUCAUGAUUUGCGCGCAGUAUUAAUCGCUGGCUGUGAUUGUACUAAUAAAAUUAUAUCACAUUCACCAAAUCAAAUAAAACUAAUAACUAGGAAAUUUUUUCCCAUUGAAGCACCGAUCAUUGUUGUUACUAAAAAUCAUGGCACUGCAAUAAGCAAUUUCAAUUUCACAUUUUAUGAUGAAAAAGAACGAAUAAAACCAAAAAGAUUCUCGAAUCACAAUCGAGCGAAACUUAAACAAUAUCAAAAUCGAAUCGUACAAACCUCGCCCGAUUUACGAUCAUUUUCAUCGAAAGAAAAAAGUUGCGGUGAUAAUUUUUUGAAGCAAAUCGAAGAGCUCAAAAUUGAAAACAAACGGCAAAAAAUAUAUUUGGAUCAACUGGUCAGCAAGAUAAUGCUAAAGUGCCCUGAAUUACUUUCGUUUUCAGUGGAAGAAGCAAUUGUUUAA